This is a messenger RNA of Sphaeramia orbicularis (orbiculate cardinalfish), 2708 nucleotides long. RefSeq names its product myostatin b (gene mstnb). The coding region runs from base 264 to 1394 and encodes 376 amino acids. NCBI's taxonomy places the organism in Eukaryota, Metazoa, Chordata, Actinopteri, Kurtiformes, Apogonidae. The transcript is spliced from 3 exons. Gene Ontology annotation, cellular component: extracellular region. The record is from RefSeq and is a predicted model, not a curated record. Gene Ontology annotation, molecular function: growth factor activity; cytokine activity.
UCAGCACAUGCUUACAGUCUCAAUCCCUUUAUGGUUUGACAGCGAAAAAAAGGUUUCAUGUCAGUCGGUUAAAAGUCAUUGUUGCCUGUCCAGCCAAUCAUAGUUUUUGACGACACAAAAGAGGCUAAAGUUGGAGUAUAAAAAGGUGUGCGCUAAUAAAGUAUGAUGCCGAUCAGUGCGGGACAUUAAUCCAAACCCAGUUCAGUGGCGCAUCAGGUCCAACGCACAGCACAGGAUCGUUCUCCAAACAACCUGCAGAGACAAUGCCUCUGUCUCAGAUAGUGCUCUAUCUCAGCUUGCUGAUCGUUUUGGGUCCAGUAGUUUUGAGUGGCCAAGAGACGCACCAGCAGAUCUCCGCCACCGUCGCAGAAGACACGGAGCAGUGCUCUACCUGCGAGGUCCGACAGCAGAUUAAAACCAUGCGAUUAAACGCGAUCAAAUCCCAGAUUCUGAGCAAACUGCGGAUGAAAGAAGCUCCCAACAUCAGCCGAGACAUAGUGAGACAGCUCCUGCCCAAGGCCCCGCCGCUGCAGCAGCUCCUCGACCAGUACGACGUGCUCGGAGAUGACAACAGAGAUGUGAUCCUGGAGGACGACGACGAGCACGCCAUCACGGAAACAAUAAUGAUGAUGGCUACUGAACCCGACCCCAUCGUGCAAGUGGACGAGGAGCCCAAAUGCUGUUUCUUCUCGUUCGCUCAAAAGAUCCAAGCCGGUCGCAUCUUGCGGGCUCAGCUGUGGGUGCAUCUGAGGCCGGCGUCCGAGGACACCACCGUGUUCCUCCAGAUCUCCCGCCUCAUGCCGGUCACGGACGGGAGCAGGCACAUACGGAUCCGCUCUCUAAAGAUCGACGUGAGCGCCGGAGUGAGCUCUUGGCAAAGUAUAGACGUCAAACAAGUGUUGAGCGUGUGGCUGCGGCAGCCGGAGACCAACUGGGGAAUCGAGAUCAACGCGUUUGAUUCGAGGGGAAAUGACUUGGCUGUGACCUCCUCGGAGCCUGGAGAGGAAGGACUGCAACCAUUUAUGGAGGUGAAGAUCUCCGAGGGCCCCAAGCGUGCCCCGAGAGACACAGGCCUGGACUGCGAUGAGAACUCACCAGAGUCCCGCUGCUGUCGCUAUCCACUCACAGUGGACUUCGAAGACUUUGGCUGGGACUGGAUUAUUGCCCCAAAGCGCUACAAGGCCAACUAUUGCUCCGGGGAGUGUGAGUACAUGCACUUGCAGAAGUACCCGCACACCCACCUGGUGAACAAGGCGAACCCAAGAGGGACUGCAGGCCCCUGCUGUACCCCCACCAAGAUGUCACCCAUCAACAUGCUCUACUUUAACCGCAAAGAGCAGAUCAUCUAUGGCAAGAUCCCUUCCAUGGUGGUGGACCGUUGUGGAUGCUUUUGAGUUGGGUCUGAGGCCCUGGCAAGAAUGGAGGACGGACGGAUGGGUGGGGCUGCUGUGGCUCGGUCUGGCUUCCGACUUCAGACUUUGACACAACCAAUCAACCAGUUCCAGUGCUUUCUUGUCGGUACAAUAGAACCAGAGUAGAGGCGAUGAAUAGCCUGACCCUCCCAAAGGGCACCGCUUUCUCAAGCUAUUUCUUUUCUUUCCUUUGCUUCCUCUGCUGUAGAAGUCAGAUGGAUGCAGGGACACAAAAACAGAUGUUGGACUUGGGGAGUGAAUGUAGACAGUAAAAAAUAGUCAGUUUUGCAAUAUUUUCUCAUGUUUCAGUGUUCUCUACAUUAUUUCAACCAUGCCAACAGAUCAUACUCAAACAUGCGCCAUCCACUCCAUUCCACUCCACUCCACUCCUAGUCAUCAUACAAGCUUUUACACUUUUUGCUGAGCUUUAUGUUGUGGUAAUCAUUUUUUAAAUUGUGUUUUCAGAGUGAAACCAGGAAUCCUCAUGGACUUUUUGAAAGGGCUUGGAAAAACACAGCUGGAGACCGUUUAGAGUGAUAUUUCACACUGGUAGAACACAAAGGCGAGUAGGGGGUUAAUGAAAAAUCAAUCUCAAAAACACACCCUAACCCCACCUAAACUCAUUUCAAUUAGUAAAAAUUAGGCCAUUUUCUCUCUGGUAUUCCAUGAAAAAAAUUGUAUUGUGCUCUUUGAAGAGCACAGCAGGGAGGAAAAUCCUCAGCACAGGUGACUGUUUGGUGGUUGAUCACUCGUGAGAUACAAAAAGAGGAAGCGUUCCACGGGGGGAAACACCACUUCAGGUCUUGUAUUCUGCCAUAACACUCAUACAGCCACAUAUCCACGGAGCAUCAUAAUCUACAACUAUUCAACCAAACAGCCUGACCUGCCCGAUACACUUGAAUUAUUCUGAUUGUAAUUUCACAUUACUGGACAGAAGGACUUGAACUGAAGGCACAGUGAAUGCAGCCUACAAAAUGAAAAAAUGUGUUAAAGACAGAGAACAUAGAUUGUUGAGCUGUAUGAAUGUUGAGAUCAUGCUUCAUUAAACUCUGUCUUAUGAACAACACAGUUUGCACUAUGGCACACCAAUAGAAAGAAUUGGUUGCUACAAAAGUUGUAAAAACUGAUUUUGAUAUGUUUGCUAAUUUGUAUUGUAUUACAUGUGCCAUUAUUUCCAGUAGGAGUUGCCUUUCUAUACCACUGUUGGUAAAUGUAUAAAAUGACAAUCUUGCAAGAUGUAAUACAGCAACUCUAUAUACUUGUUUUAACAAAUAAAGUUUCUAGCUUGUUUGUUCA